AUGCUCGCCUGCCGUCUUGGCCGCCCCGCAGCCGCGCCAAAGCUCUCCGUGCCGGAGUGGCACCAAUCUGCCAACCGCCAGAGCCAGGGUUGUCAGAAGGGCAGCAAGCUCGUCAACGAUGUUCCAGCGCUGGAGGACUCCAUCGGCCAGUACAAUGAUGGGACCCUUGACGCACUGGACAAGGUCCUGGAUGCUUUCGAUGCGUACGACAACCGCCUGACUCACACCUUGAAUUACAAGGGUGGCCAUUCCGGAAAGGUGUGGAAAGAGUGGCCUGAGGCGAUUGUGAGCUUCAACUUGCAGUGGAGCGGUUCGCUCAGCAGCUGGCUGGACAAGGCCAAUGGCAAAAAGGUUUUCCUCGAGGAAUGGGGCAUUGACGCAUCCAAGCACGACCAGGCCUCUGCCUUUCCCUCUGAGAUCGAGGAUAUGAACUCUGCCGGUCUGCCUAGCCUGUAG
Molecule: messenger RNA, 456 nt
Organism: Emericellopsis cladophorae
Lineage: Eukaryota; Fungi; Ascomycota; Sordariomycetes; Hypocreales; Bionectriaceae
Exons: 4
Coding region: 1-456 (151 amino acids)
Source: RefSeq, a predicted model, not a curated record